Messenger RNA from Cotesia congregata, 1635 nucleotides. NCBI's taxonomy places the organism in Eukaryota, Metazoa, Arthropoda, Insecta, Hymenoptera, Braconidae. The record is from the annotation of a GenBank genome assembly.
GUUAAUAUGAAAUACAAACACUCUUACACUCUUAGUCUUGUCUUGGUGUCUUAUUAUAGUACUCAGUACAUAGACUCGAGCAUAAGUAAGAGUAAGUAAGCGAAAAAAGGAGUAAUAAAGCGGAAACGUGUGUAUAACUUUCGAAGUAAGAUUGUAAGAUGGUCCAUUCAGGCAAGAGAACUAUUACAAGUCACAUCUAUUUAUUUAUUUAUUAAAUCUUAUUUUUUAUUUUGGUCGUUAUAAAAAAAUUUUGUUUUUAAGUUUUAAGUGUCAAGUGUUAGUGGUUUUUAUUUUUUGAAAUAUGUAAUUUUUAAAAUUUUUAAAAGAAGAUUAUUAAAAAAAAAAUACAAUGCAUUUUUUGAGUAAAUUUUUGAUAAUUUAUUUGCUGUUUAACAAAGAAAUCAAAGCGAUGAUUAAAAAUCAACCGAAGUGCGGUAAUCCUGCAGUUACACAUCGGCAGCCGCGGGACAUUCUCGAGACCAAAAUCGGAGCCCUGGAGCCAAAGAGGAUGACCACUGCGAGGGCCACGGGGAGGAUUUUCAACGGGAAGCCGAGCAAACGCGGAUCUUGGCCCUGGCAAGCUUCCCUGCAGCUUCUGCACCCGAAGUUGGGGUUCAUCGGCCAUUGGUGCGGAGGAGUCCUCGUUGAUCCUUCCUGGGUCCUCACUGCGGCUCAUUGUAUUCACAAUGAUGUAUUCAAUCUACCUAUUGGCGCAUUAUGGACGACGGUGCUCGGUGAAUGGGAAUUAGAUUCUGGUAAUCGAGGAUCUGUCAGGAUACCGGUUGAGCGAGUGGUUAUUCAUGAAAAAUUUGAUAAUUAUAAUCAUGAUAUUGCUCUGAUGAAAUUAAGUAGACCAGCUCCACUUUCAAAAAUAAUCCGAACAAUCUGUCUACCCGAACCAGAAACAGAAAAGAAACUCGUAGACACAAAUUGCUUUACUUCCGGCUGGGGUCGAUCUGGACCAUCACCUUCAUUGUCUGCCGCGCUCUUAGAAGCCAGUAUCCCGCUUCUGACUCUGGAGGAUUGCAAAAAGGCCUACGGCAAUUCGGUGCCUCUGAGGAAUGGGCACUUGUGUGCUGGGCACCUCGACGGCUCUUCUGGAUCUUGUGUGGGUGACUCAGGCGGCCCGUUACAGUGCAAACGAAGUGACGGCGUCUGGCAAUUAGCCGGCAUAACAUCCUUCGGAUCAGGAUGCGCCAGACCGGGAUUCCCAGAUGUUUAUACAAAGGUCCAACAUUACACUGAGUGGAUAAAAAACACCAUCAGCAAUUAUGCCGACACUUGAUCGUCAUAAUCAUCUGUUUAAAUGUGUAAAUAAUAAUGUAAAUAUUUUUUAUUAUAAUACCGAUAAGUAUAAUAAAUAUAAUCGUUGUUAAUAAUGAAAAAAAGAAUAAAUAAAAAAGUUGCGGAAUAAUCGAUGCCCGAUUAUGUUUACUUUCCAAUAGUAUUCUCAGAGUGAAAAUUGUACGCUUUAUAAUAUUAUAAAUUUAUUAUAUAUAGAUAGAUCGUUUGUAAUGGAUUUACUCUUGAGGAUCCUAGUUUUCCAAACCGUUAAUCUUUAACGAUACUUUCACGUUUAGUUUGUUCGAGCAUACUAAUAAAUAUCAUAAAUUCCGUCUAACUCGUGAGUUAUUU